Molecule: messenger RNA, 1764 nt
Organism: Triticum turgidum subsp. durum (durum wheat)
Lineage: Eukaryota; Viridiplantae; Streptophyta; Magnoliopsida; Poales; Poaceae
Source: the annotation of a GenBank genome assembly
AUGGAGGCCAAAGGCGGGUGUUUGGACGACAUCGUGAAGGAGGCCAGGCGCAGGCGCAGGGAGAAGGCCAGGCGAAGGGAAGAAGAGGCAGAGAGGAAGCAUUUUACUUAUCGCAUCGAAGAGAUGGAGGAGAGUGAGGAGUACGACACAGUUACAAAGCAGUUGCCGCGGCCAAGUAUCAUCAAGUAUCAUGAUUUCUUGGAGAAAUUAUGGGGAUGGGACAGACUGCUACACAAAGGUAAUAAUGUGUUGUGGUCUGACUAUAGCGCCUACCUUGAAGAGUAUCACCGCCGCAAUGUUGCCGUAGUUAGAAGGCUAGCCGCUCUCUCCGAGGCUUGUCUCGUCAAGGAGGAGCAACUCGUGUCCGAGUGGAAGAAGAUCUGGAUGAAAUCUUGGGAGGAGAUGGUCUUGCCGAUGAGGAAAUCGAUCGUUCUGAGCUGCCUGAUCCACCAGCGUGCACGUUCAGUCAUCGUCCGCGCAUAUCUCGGUGCAGUCUUGGAUGGUGCUUCAAGGUUCAGAAAAUCCACUCUCCGGGAUGAUGUUUCCGGUGCCGCCUUGUUGUGCAUUGCCAAGGAGGAUGACCUGACGUGUGAGUUGCUGAGGCGUGGCACUGAUCCCACUGAUGAUUACUUGGUCGACCAGGGCAUAGAGAUACGCAUGUGUGCCUUGUGCCUUAUGAACCGGCAUACUUCGGUCAAUUUCGUUGCUGCCACCGCUGCCAUGCUGGGUAUGGCAAGGGAGGCCGAAAUGAUGUGCGCGUGGAUGAGUAAAAAUAACAAGCCUAUUGAUUUCUAUGAUGAUCUCAUACCUGAUGAGAUAAUGGACAGCCGCAGGAUCCGGUACUAUACCUUUAAUUUUAUGAUUGAGAUACUAGAAGAAUCUUCUGUUGUUGCUGCUGUUGGGCACAAGAUUGAUAGGGAAGAACCUCCCAAUAGAAAUGGUGCUGGUGGUGAUGGGGAUGGCAUUCCUGCUGAUGGAGCAGCAAACAGCACAGGGGGUGGCACUAAUUCAGAUGCAUUGAAUUCUCAGUCUAAGAAAAAUAUUGAAGGUGGUGAAAAGAGUAAGAGGAAAGAAGAAAGUCUUUUGGAGAAGCUAUGGGGGUGGGAAAGGCUGCUGCCACUGCACGGUUCCGUUAAGUGGUCCGACUAUCGCAGCUAUCUUGAAGAGUAUCAUGAUGAUUCACAAAUUUCCACUUGUGCUGAGAUGUGUGCUGCUGUUGUCAGAUUUUGUCUCGAGAUGGAGGAGGAGCUCCAGUCCAAAUGGAAGAUUCGGGUGCGACUUAGCACGGCCGACACCUUACCAGUCAGCACUAUCAUUCAGAGCAGCCUUAUCAAGAAGUUUGCACUUUCGAUCUGCGGCAGAGGGGGUGAAAUUGGUGUUCCUUCUGCCGUUGCUUUUGUGUGUAUCGCCAAGGAGGCCGAACUGAUGUGUGAGCUGCUGAACCAUGGCGCUAAGCCUUCUGAUGACAUCGUCCAGCAGAGCAGCGUGAUUCGCGUGUGCGCCUUGGGCCUUGUGAACCACCUCAGAGGACACCAACCUGCCGCUCUUGUUGCUGCAAUGGUGGGUAUGGCAAAUGAGGCCACAAAGAUGUGUGAUUGGAUGAAGAGAGAGAGCAAGCUUGUCACCUUCAGCUUGUCCGGGCCUUGUGAGCUUGAGGAGUGCCGCUUGAUCCGGAUCAAGGCCUUGGAUGUGAUGACCAGCAUAUUGCAUGAGCAUUCAUUUCCUUCUUCCAAGAUGCGGAAUGAUGCGAUGGCAUAUGAAUAA